AUGGAGGCCGUUCCUCUGACUUUGGCACACACCCAUGCGCGCAAUGCCGUGCUCGAAACUCGCAAGUCAAAUCCAGUGGCAGCUAGUGAAGAGCAUGACUUGGCUGCUGGAGAGUUCGCAACUGCCUCCCAGAAUUGCGUGGACACUUAUGCGCUACGCACCUUGAAACUACUUGAAGAAGAACAUAAGCGACUCGCCGUUAUUUUGCGCUCUCAACAUGAGCAUCCCACCCGCCCGACGUCCCCGGAGCGCUCUACAACAACCUCACCCUUGACAUCACACCACAGAACUGGCCAGGUCGAAUCCUCUGCGUCCAAAGCUGUACCGAUAGUUGCACAGUCUACACAGGCGGGAGAUUUGCCGCAACAGCCUCCAAGACUUCCUGGGCAUAAUCGGCAGUUGCAGAGAGAUUCUUCGUCAAUCGCCAGCAACCUCGCCUCUGCCCGGGGAAUCCCACGUCGAAGCUCCCCGGCAUCACCGACAUUGUCUGCGCAGCACGCUGGAGGCCAGCUGACUGACUCACCCGGGCGGGCAAAAACAGCAGAAGGGAGAGCACGAGAGCGCAGUAGCCGUGUCGUACCAACUUCCAAACAACCACGAUCGCCUUCAUCGGUCAGCCCAACAGAAAUAAAAGCGCAGCAGUUUGCUCCUGUUGACGCUCAUGGGCAGCAAUCGGCACCAGGACGUCUGUUGGCUUCUGACCAACCGUUUCAGCGAUUCUACUCGACAUUUGAAGGCCUCAUUUCCAAGAUAUCAGCACCUUUGGCCUUUGCUGGUCUUCCUCUAGGAACCGAUAACAGCGAUUUUUUUCGCCAGAAGAAAUCCUCGGCGGAACCAAAAGUUGACCGCAACAACGCAACCUCGGAUCGCCCCAGUGCGGCUGCUGAACCCGACGUCAAUCACCUAUUCUCCCGAGCUGCUUUGAGAGCAGUACGGGAUUCCAAUGGAGGCAUCCCAAACAACGCAGCAGAAUCGUUCUACGUUGUGCCAACGACAGGCGGCACGGUCUCAUAUGCUGGCAUCCUGUCCCGCGCCGAGAAGGAAGCUCGCCGCAACAGCAUGGAUGACGGCGGCGACGAAGACUUUGUCGACGCACGCGAAACACCACCAUCGCCCGAAAUGCUACAGAAUAUGGUAGCCAGUAAGACCAGAAGCUCGCACGGCAGCGGGGGAUAUGAUUAUAAGAGUACCAAGACACUGGAGGAGCUACAUGUCGAGAACGAAGCUCUAAAACAGCUGUCCGACCAACUCUCCAAACGGCUUCACAUGUGGGAAGUCAACGCGCAAUCGUCGUCCAUGGCCUUGCAACAGUCUCUCAAAGCCAUCCAUCAUCACCAGCAUUACAAUACGUCGUCCCCAACCGCAUCUUCAGCGAUUCCUCCACCAGCAGUAGCAGCAGCAACAGCGGUAGGAACACUCCCAAACGAACACGAAAAACGAAUCAAAGAUCUCGAAGACGCAGUCCGCCGCCGCGAAAAGGAAAUCGACAAGGUAUCGCAUGAAAACGAGAAACUCAAGGUCGUUUUGACUCGAUACCGUGAGAGAUGGGAAAAACUCAAAGAAGGAGCCAAAACGCGGAGGAACGCAGAGGCAACAACAACAAGUAUCGCCAGUCCCAUGGCGACUCCGACGUUGCUACAGCAGCAAGGUGACGAUGAUAUUCCUGGAACGCCAAAGAGUUCAGGCGGUGAUGAUGCGGGGGAUUCUUGA
Molecule: messenger RNA, 1710 nt
Organism: Talaromyces rugulosus
Lineage: Eukaryota; Fungi; Ascomycota; Eurotiomycetes; Eurotiales; Trichocomaceae
Exons: 3
Coding region: 1-1710 (569 amino acids)
Source: RefSeq, a predicted model, not a curated record